Yarrowia lipolytica CLIB122 is the source of this 2247-nucleotide messenger RNA. RefSeq lists its product as uncharacterized. Lineage: Eukaryota; Fungi; Ascomycota; Dipodascomycetes; Dipodascales. Gene Ontology annotation, biological process: negative regulation of transcription by RNA polymerase II. Gene Ontology annotation, cellular component: histone deacetylase complex. Gene Ontology annotation, molecular function: histone deacetylase activity; transcription factor binding. The record is from RefSeq and is a predicted model, not a curated record.
AUGGAUCAGGUGCAGCUAGGGGACUAUGACAGCGCUUCCAUCUCCGGCCAGAUUGCUGAGCGAAUGGCGCAGCCCAUCAAGACGGAGUUCGAUACCAACUUUGUGCCCCAGACUCUGUCGCUGGUGGACCUGGAGCACGUCAACGGCAAGCGUAAGUUUGAGGAGACAGACACGCCUGAAUUCGACACACAACGCGCCCGUGAACUCAUCCUCGACGCAGACGUCAACCCAGCCCUCAAGGCUCCUCAGCUGCGUUACAUUCCGCUGAAAACUGGAGUCUGUUACGACGUGCGAAUGCGAUACCAUGCUCGUCUGGUGUCCACAUCCUACGACUACGUGGACCCUCAUCCAGAGGACCCGAGACGUAUUUUCUCAGUGUACAAGGCGCUGGUGGAUGCAGGACUAGUGGUGGAUCCCGAGUAUCUAGGUCUGGAGGACAUUGGCCCACUGAUGGAAAAGAUUCCGAUCCGAGAAGCCUCGCUCGACGAGGUUCUGGAGGUGCAUACCCCCGCACAUGUGGACUUCCUAGCGUCGACGGAGAAGAUGAACCGACCGCAGUUACUGGAGGAGGGCGAAAAGGGCGACUCGGUCUAUUUCAACAAUGAGUCGUUCAGUGCAGGCAAAUUGUCCUGUGGAGGAACCAUUGAGACGUGUAGAGCCGUGAUCGAGCGGAAUGUCAAGAACGCCAUUGCCGUCGUUCGUCCACCAGGCCAUCACGCCGAGCCUGGCAACCCUGCUGGCUUUUGCAUGUUUUCCAACGUGGCUGUGGCUGCCAAGGUGCUACUGAAACGGUACCCUGAGCGAGUUAAGCGGAUCCUGAUUCUCGACUGGGAUGUUCAUCACGGAAACGGUACCCAACGAGCCUUUCUGGAUGACCCUAGGGUGCUUUACAUUUCUCUGCACCAGUACGAGAACGGAAAAUUCUACCCUGGAGGCACAUUUGGAGCUCACACGUCUGUGGGAACUGGAGCUGGAGAGGGAUACAGUGUCAACAUUCCCUGGAGUGCCCCUGGAGCUGGCGAUGCAGACUACAUUUACGCAUUCCAAAAAGUCGUCAUGCCAAUUGGUAUGGAGUUUGACCCUGAUUUUGUGAUUGUGUCAGCUGGUUUCGACGCAGCCGAGGGUGAUCUUCUUGGUGGGUGCAAGAUUACGCCUUCGGGAUAUGGUCACAUGACCCACAUGCUCAAGGGCCUGGCUUCUGGAAACCUGGCUGUGGUGCUGGAGGGAGGUUACACUUUGGAGGCCACUGCCAAGUCUGCCUUGGCCGUCACCAAGGUGCUUCUUGGAGAGGCGCCUCUUCCUCUUCCUGCGGCCUUCAAGCCCACCUCUGCAACUAUCUCUGUUGUCCAGGAUGUGGUCGAGACCCAGUCUCAGUACUGGCGAUGUCUGCAGCCUGGCUUUGAGACUAUCAUUCCCAAGGAGAUCACCACGUACGAUCUGAUGGGUGACGUCGUUCGAUCCUACCAGGCACGCAAGCUGUUCGACAAGUACAAGCUAUCGGCUCUUCCAAACAUGGGAGGAAGCAGCAGUACGCCAUCUGGACGGGCUGCCACUGCUGGUCCUGCUUCAGGAUCGUCAAUCUCUCUGGCAGACCAGAUUCUUGCAUCACCAAAAAUCCACUCGGCCGAAACCGUGGUUGUGUUUGUGCAUGAUCCUCCUCAGAUCUGGGGUAAGGUGGACGCUGUCACUGGCGAGCUUGACUUUGAUUCCUGCAUGGUUGACGUGACGACAAAGUGGCUGGAGUGGGCACAUGGACGGGGAUACGGUAUCAUUGACGUCAACAUUCCCAAGGCUUUGAAUGGAGCUGACGACGACAACUACUAUGCACUGUUUGCCAGCCAGGAGGUGUGCCUGUAUCUGUGGGACAAGUACCUCAGUGUGUUUGACGCGCAGAACGUGAUCAUGGUGGGCUUUGGUGAUGCCUACGCUGGUCUGGUGCAUCUGGUAGGCCACCGAGACACCCGAGAAAAGGUCAACUGCGUCAUCAACUUCAUCUCCGAGACCCAGCUGCGCCCUAUUGUCUCCAUUAUUGACGAGUACAUCACCGACUGGUUCUACCGAUCGUCACUGGUUUUCACUGCGGACACCCAUCCCUGCUGGGAUGUGAGCACUAACCCCAAGAAGCCAAGGCGUAAGUUUGGACGAGUGCUCCGAUGUGACAGCACCGGUCUACAUCGAAUUGUGGAGGAACGGUUCAAGGAAGCAGUUGAGUUCAUUGACGAGCAGCUGGAGGAUGAUGAGGAGUAG